AUGAGGAUGGUCUGGAGAGUAGAUUGCCUUCCCAAUGGAGACCAUAUUAACCAGCCCAUAGUGCUGGCUUCAGGGAACAGCUCUUCUCAUCCUGUGUCCCUCAUCCUGCUUGGAAUCCCAGGCCUCGAGAGUUUCCAGUUUUGGAUUGCCUUUCCGUUCUGUGCCAUGUAUGCUGUGGCUAUUGUUGGAAAUAUCACUCUCCUCCACGCAAUCAGAAUUGACCACACCCUGCAUGAGCCCAUGUACCUCUUUCUGGCCAUGCUGGCCAUCACUGACCUGGUCCUCUCCUCCUCCACUCAACCUAAGAUGUUGGCCAUAUUCUGGUUUCAUGCUCAUGAGACUGAGUACCAUGCCUGCCUCAUCCAGGUGUUCUUCAUCCAUGCCUUUUCUUCUGUGGAGUCUGGGGUGCUCAUGGCUACCCUGGACCACUAAGUGCUUAUCUGCUUCCCACUCCGACACUCUAGCGUCCUGACCCCAUCAGUCGUGAUCAAACUGGGGACCAUCGUGAUGCUGAGAGGGCUGCUGUGGGUGAGCCCCUUCUGCUUCAUGGUGUCUAGGAUGCCCUUCUGCCAACACCAAGCCAUUCCCCAGUCAUACUGUGAGCACAUGGCUGUGCUGAAGUUGGUGUGUGCUGAUACAAGCAUAAAUCGUGGGUAUGGGCUCUUUGUGGCCUUCUCAGUGGCUGGCUUUGAUAUGAUUGUCAUUGGUAUGUCAUACAUGAUGAUUUUGAGAGCUGUGCUUCAGUUGCCCUCAGGUGAAGCCCACCUCAAAGCUUUUAGCAUAUGUGCCUCCCAUAUCUGUGUCAUCUUGGCUCUUUAUAUCCCAGCCCUUUUUUCUUUCCUCACCCACCGCUUUGGCCAUCAUGUGCCCCAAGUUGUACACAUCCUGUUUGCUAAUCUCUAUCUACUGAUACCUCCCAUGCUCAACCCCAUCAUUUACGGAGUUAGAACCAAACAGAUCAGGGACAGGGUUAUCCAAGGAUGUUGUGGAAACGUCCCCUGA
Nomascus leucogenys (northern white-cheeked gibbon) is the source of this 1002-nucleotide messenger RNA. Its product is annotated as olfactory receptor family 52 subfamily R member 1. Lineage: Eukaryota; Metazoa; Chordata; Mammalia; Primates; Hylobatidae. Gene Ontology annotation, cellular component: membrane. The record is from RefSeq and is a predicted model, not a curated record. Gene Ontology annotation, biological process: G protein-coupled receptor signaling pathway. Gene Ontology annotation, molecular function: olfactory receptor activity; G protein-coupled receptor activity.